This is a messenger RNA of Paraglomus occultum, 2901 nucleotides long. NCBI's taxonomy places the organism in Eukaryota, Fungi, Glomeromycota, Glomeromycetes, Paraglomerales, Paraglomeraceae. The record is from the annotation of a GenBank genome assembly.
AUGAAGUACGGAAGUAGAAGAUUCGAGCUUUUAUACGGAAAUAAAAACAUGAAGUACAGGAGUAGAAGAUUUAUUUGCCACUUGGAGAUUACAUCAACAAAAUCCGUAAUACCUACACCCUCCGAUGAGACGUGUAACGGAGGGAGGUCUCAUGAUUCGUUUGAACACAUCAAUCGAACAGACUCUCACGUUCGUAUCGUAAGCUCCGUAUGGGGCUGGACUGAUGAGGCACUCAGAAGACUCUUCCAGUCUUUUAGGGCAAUUGAACAAACAUAUGACGUCACGAUUUAUUUUAUAAGUCAAAAUCAGGAUUUUGUAGUGCACGGACAGGAUCUAGAAAAAACAAACGCCGCACGCGAGGAACUGCAAACAUUAGUCAUCGCUAGGGCGCCCAGAGAGGCCACCGUUGUAUAUAUUUCACCAAGAAGACCCAACACGCCAGCCAAUACAACUACAGAACCCAUUGAUGAACAAGUCCCAGUCUUUGUCGGCGCUAGCACUGUCGAAGAAGAUCUAAACCGCGAGGAGGAGACCGAGCAGGAGACUGAGAAGGAAACCGAGAAGGAGGAAACCGAGGAGACUGAGAAGGAAACCGAGAAGGAGGAACCUGUGAAGGAAUCUGAGACGGAAACGGACGAAUUCAUAUUCGUUGAUAAUGCGGACGUUAGAACUGCGCUGGGGAUGCGCAAUAGAGGGUUUACUAUGUCCACCGUCAAUCUUUGGGAUGAACUUUGUAACGAGAUACCGGUGGAGGGAGACGUGAUUUAUGAUGAGCAUAAAAUUCAAAUAACUGGCAGGAAAACUCAUAUCGAAGACGCUAAGAAAAGGCUUCGAGUGCUGGAAACGAUUUCGCUUCGCCGUCAUAGACAUCUUGGGAUGUCGCUCUUACAUUAUCCUGACAAGACGGUCUGGUUUAAGGCUAGUUUCCUUCACCUUAAUAAGCACGACUAUUUCAAACGCGUGGUCAGGAAUGUAGGGAAAAAAGCUUUUGUCUUGGUAGCAGCCGUCCAAAAUCCGGCCAAUGAAAAGCAAUUUUUAACAAACAAGUCGGCAACCUCGUCAACACAGCAGAGAAACUCGUCAGGCUAUCCUUUUCCGUCUCGUCAACAAUCGGCAUCUCGUCAGUCGUCGACAUCUACUCAAUCAUCGGCAUUUCUCAAGUCACCAGCGUCGCCGACAUCUCAAUCGUCUCCUCAGUCGUAUGGAUAUCCUCAGUCAUCGCUAUAUUCUCAGUCGUCAGCAUUCCGCCAACCACCGGCAUAUCAAUCGUCGUCAUCUUCUCAGCCGCAUGUAUAUCCUCAGUCAUCAGUAUAUUCUCAAUCAGCAGCGUCUCGCCAAUCAUCGGCGUUCCUUAAGUCUCCAGCAUCUCCGGCGUCCCAAUCAUCAUCGUCUCCGUCGUAUGUAUAUCCUCAGUCAUCGGUAUAUUCUCAGUCUUCAUCAUCACGUCAAUUAUCGGCGUCUCGGCCAUCUUCAUCAGUAUAUCCUCAGCCAUCUUCAUCAGUAUAUCCUCAGCCAUCUUCAUCAGUAUAUCCUCAGCCAUCUUCAUCAGUAUAUCCUCAGUCAUCUUCAUCUGUAUAUCCUCAGUCAUCUUCAUCUGUAUAUCCUCAGUCAUCUUCAUCACAAUUAUCGGCAUAUUCACCAUCUUUCCAUCCACGUAUUGAAGCCGGGAUUCGUCUAACAGAGGAGGAAAAGUUGGCUCGGAAACAGGCCAAGAAACAACAGCUAGCUGAAAUGAGAAAAAUGAGGGCUCUUGGUAUCACUAAGGAUGAAAAUGGUGCUGUAUCCGGUAGUUCCAGGCUACUGCCUGGCGACAAUCAUUUCGAAGGCUUCAAUACUUACGAGACCAAGACUACAGCUGAUACGCUCGACGAGAGGUCGACUGAUUCUUCCAGCUCAAUAAUCCCAAACAUAACAACCGAGAAUGACGAGAAACCCCUCCCAGGUCAACUACUUCGUGAAUUCAAUUUUGAUCAAAUGAAAAAUAUAUUUAGCGAAGCACUGGACUAUGUCCACCCCUUGAAAGGGGAAAUUAGAUUUUUUGGCAGUUUGGGCAAAUCUGUCUUCCAAGACGUCCCCUCGGACGUUGGAAGACAGUUGUGGGAGUACUUUGAAGUCGACGGCUUGAAGAGUCGAUACAAAAUGAAACAUACGUUCCAUAACGCCGCUGCCUAUGAUGACGAUCAUAAAUUAAUCGACUAUCUUGCCGAAGUGUGCGGCGAGUUUCACAGCCGCAGCGAGCAUUUCGAGAUCAACGCCAAGGCGCGUAAUGCGCAACAUGACGAUUUCGAAGACAUUGUGAUGUCUAUUGACAUCAACAAUGUGCUCCUAAAGUGGGUCGCCUACCCGUGGGCCCGUGUGGCGGACGUGGAUUGGAGCAUUCUGGAGCGGAAAUUCGAUGUUCAGUUUACGAUGGCCAAGCGUCGGUCGAUUCGAAGCGAUAUCAAGCCAUUUAAUAUGUUCAUAAAAAAAGUCUCGAUCACCCCCAGUACAAAUCGCAUCUCCUUUGAAGACAUUCCUGAGCUACUUAAAGUAAAGUCGAUCUAUAGGAAGACGACCCGUAAAUUUAAGCUGCAUAAACCCUUCAUGGCGGAAUUUUCUCGGAUCGAAAAGGUUCCUAUACAGAACCAGCAGUUUCAGAAAAGGUUAGGUAAAACCGGCGAAGGGAAAAUCCACUAUACCAUCGAGAUAAUUAAUCGCGAAAAUAAGAGCAGAUUUAAAGAAAAUAUUCAUUUGGGCGUCGGUGAGCUUCCCACGUGGACUAAAAAAGAUAUAUUAGGAGAAGAACCCGGGCUAGAUAAGCUUGUUGAGUUAAUCAAGACUAUGUUGUUGCUGGUUGAAAAAACCGAUAAAGCAGCUGAGAAAUGGUUUGCAGAGCUAGAUGUUCAGAAUAACAGCAAGUAG